AUGGCGGCUGCUGCGGCUGCACCGCAGCGAUCGCGUGCGGGGUCGAGAGUGGCGGCGGCGGCGGCGGCGCAGUACGACCAGGACGGGCGUCUCAUCGAGGUGGAGACGCGAGAGGAUGAAGAGCAAGGCGUCAAACUAUCAGAGAUCCUUGAGCUGUUAGUUGCUGCUGGCUACUUCCGUGCUCGCAUCAAGGGGCUCUCAUCUUUCGAUAAGGUGGUUGGAGGAAUGACAUGGUGCAUCACUACGUGUAGUGUUGACAUUGAUGUUGACUUGCUCUUCCAGGAAAACUCCACCAUCGGCCAAAAGAUAGCCUUGACUGAGAAGAUAGUGUCUGUUUUGCCGAGCAUGAAGUGUCCUCAUCGGAUUGAACCCCAUCAAAUCCAGGGUUUAGACUUCAUACACAUAUUCCCUGUUAUCCAGUGGUUGGUGAAGAGGGCCAUAGAGACACGAGAGGAAACGGGCGACCACAUUAGGGCUUUCUCCAUCUCCCAGUUUAACAAGAGCCGCAGACUUCCAGAGGAUGAGGAAUUUUUGGAGCGGAAGGGAAAGGCGACCAUGGCUUUGCUAGCUGCUGCUGAGGAAUACAAACCCCAGAGACGAUACCGGCGACAAGUUGGAACAGACUCUCUUCUGGAUGAAGAGUCACGUGUGCAGUCUACGCUUCUAGAGUAUGGCAGGAGGUAUUGCUUUAUUCAAAACAAGAAUGAGAAGGUGGAUGACCGGAAAAAAUCUGUGCCAGGUGCCGCAGCAGUAGGGAAAGCACAGACAACUGAGGAAGAGGAGCUGCAGGCUGCUGAUGAGAUUCGCAUCAAGACUCUGAUGAGCAGCAUGGCUGCCAUGGCAACAGAGGAAGGGCGUUUAACAGCCAGCACAGUUGGUCAAAUUGUUGGUCUUCAGUCAGAGGAGAUCAAACAGAUUGCUUCAGAAUAUGCAGAAAAGCAAUCAGAGCUGGCAGGCGAAGAGAAGACAGAGAGGCUUGGUCCAGUACAGCAGCACAAACGCUUGGUUGUUUCGCUUGGCAAGCAGAUUUCUCAGAAGGAACUCCAGCUGGAGGAGAUAAAGGCCAAGCAUACUGAGUUGAAAGUUGCCUUUGAAGCUGCGAAAGAGAAGCUUAUGGAGGUCGAGAAGCAGGGAGAUAGUCUCAGGAAGGAGAUGGGACAGUUGGAUUCCAUGGAGAGCCAGGCUGAUUCAGCUGUCUUGCAGAAGCUGAGAGCCCUGGUGGCUAUGAAUGAAAGCCUCAAGAGUCAAGAGCACGAGUUCCGUGCUCACUGCAAGGAAGAAUUGACACGUCUACAGAGCAGCAUUGAAGAGUUAAAGCUUCAGACCAACAAUACGACUGGAGAAGAGGCUGAACAAGACCAGUUGAUUGAAAAGCAAUACCGCACGGAUAUCGACAAACUGCAGAAGAUACGCAUGCUCUUGGGGAGGAGAAACCGAGAGAUUGCCAUCUUGCAGCGCAAGAUUGAUGAAGUCCCCAGCCGGGCUGAGCUGACUCAGUACCAGCGUCGCUUUGUCGAGCUCUACAGCCAGGUGGCUGCCACCCAUAAAGAGACAAAGCAAUUUUAUACUUUGUACAACACGCUGGAUGACAAGAAGCUGUAUCUGGAAAAAGAGGUUAAUUUGCUGAAUUCCAUCCAUGACAACUUCCAGCAGGCCAUGGCUUCACAAGGUGGCAGAGAGCAGUUUCUGAAACAGCUGGAGCAGAUUGUGGAGGGGAUCAAGCAAAGCCGUGUAAAGGUGGAAAAGAAACGUCAGGAGAAUAAGAUGAGAAGGGACCAACUUAAUGAUGAACAUCUUGAUCUCCUGGACAAACAACGCCUUUAUUUCAAAACCGUGAAGGACUUCAAAGAGGAGUGUCAAAAUGAAAUUCUUCUGUCCAAGCUCAGGGCAAAGAAUAUGGCCUAA
Messenger RNA from Callorhinchus milii (elephant shark), 1905 nucleotides. Its product is annotated as coiled-coil domain-containing protein 93-like. The record is from RefSeq and is a predicted model, not a curated record. NCBI's taxonomy places the organism in Eukaryota, Metazoa, Chordata, Chondrichthyes, Chimaeriformes, Callorhinchidae. Gene Ontology annotation, biological process: Golgi to plasma membrane transport.